UUUUUUAUAAUUUAUCAAACAUUGCGUAUCGGCAUAAACCUCCCGCCACCAACGAUGUCGGCUCUGAGCACCGUCACCGCCCAUCUCCUCCCGGCAAAAUCCUCCACCUCUGAACCCAAGAAACCCCGGACGAUACUUCCCUUCAAUUCCGCCCUCUUCUGUAACCAAAGUACUUCUACUGCCUCUUUGACCUCACUCCUCUCACCAACAACCGCCGCCCUUAGGCCAAUUAAGGCGGUGGCGGAAGACAGAGAAGUGGGUACGGCAGAAAGCAGCGAGGGGGAUAAUGUGGAGGGUCCCGGAGAGACGAAAUUGGAGGCGAUCAAGAGUGCUAUAGCCUCCAUUUUGUCUGAUAGAGAUAGGUUUCUUAAUGCUGCUAUUGUGCUAGGUGCCGGUACUCUUGCCAUCACUAAAUUGCUUACCAUUGAUCAUGAUUAUUGGCAUGGAUGGACCCUUUAUGAAGUCUUGAGGUAUGCCCCAGAGCAUAACUGGAAUGCUUAUGAAGAGGCUCUGAAGGCAAAUCCUGUGUUUGCUAAAAUGGUGAUCAGUGGCAUUGUCUACUCUCUGGGAGAUUGGAUUGCACAGUGUUAUGAAGGGAAACCUCUUCUUGAUUUUGAUCGGACACGCAUGUUCAGAUCUGGCCUUGUUGGAUUCACACUUCAUGGAUCUCUUUCCCACUAUUAUUACCACAUUUGUGAGGCUCUUUUCCCAUUCAACGAUUGGUGGGUGGUCCCUGCCAAAGUUGCUUUUGACCAAACCGUCUGGUCUGCAGUUUGGAACAGCAUCUACUAUGUGGUUCUGGGUUUCUUGCGUUUCGAAUCCCCUAACAAUAUUUUCACCGAGCUCCAAGCCACGUUUUGGCCAAUGUUGACAGCUGGAUGGAAGCUUUGGCCGUUUGCUCAUCUGAUCACUUAUGGUGUGGUCCCAGUAGAGCAAAGGCUCCUUUGGGUAGACUGCGUGGAACUUGUGUGGGUCACUAUACUUUCAACUUAUUCCAAUGAGAAAUCCGAGGCUCGGAUAUCAGAAGCCUCAGCAGAAGCCAAGCCUACACUACCCUCGGGGAAAAGAAAUAAGAAAUUAUGAGGGCAUGAGUGGAAGAACUUCUUGAUCCUUCAAUUAAGUGGGGGUAUGAUGGUCAAAGGAACUGCAGUGAACUUUAUAAUAUAUGCAUUUGAUUGGUGUACUAGCCAAAGGGAUACCCUUAUUCUAUAGGCCACAUUAUUAUUCCCAUCAUUCUGGUUUUAUCUGCAGGCUUGUUGCCCUCUCAUCCUCAUUAUUCUCCUUCUUGGUAUCAUAGUGUUGUGCAAUGGGCAAUUAUGUAAUUAAGAGAUUUCAUUUCUUUUUCAUUUUUCUUUAACAUUUCCUGUCACUCAAUCAUGUAUCUAUGUAAGGCAGGUUAUUCAUUUGAAAACCAUGAUAUAUAU
Molecule: messenger RNA, 1424 nt
Organism: Ipomoea nil (Japanese morning glory)
Lineage: Eukaryota; Viridiplantae; Streptophyta; Magnoliopsida; Solanales; Convolvulaceae
Product: protein SYM1-like
Exons: 7
Coding region: 55-1083 (342 amino acids)
Cellular component (GO): membrane; cytoplasm
Source: RefSeq, a predicted model, not a curated record